This is a messenger RNA of Macrosteles quadrilineatus (aster leafhopper), 7096 nucleotides long. RefSeq names its product histone-lysine N-methyltransferase eggless (gene egg). Lineage: Eukaryota; Metazoa; Arthropoda; Insecta; Hemiptera; Cicadellidae. The record is from RefSeq and is a predicted model, not a curated record. Bases 257 to 5752 code for a protein of 1831 amino acids. Gene Ontology annotation, biological process: negative regulation of gene expression; heterochromatin organization. Gene Ontology annotation, molecular function: zinc ion binding; histone H3K9 methyltransferase activity; protein binding. Gene Ontology annotation, cellular component: nucleus. The transcript is spliced from 26 exons.
UUGAAAGGCUGCUAUCGUGAUAGACAAUUUAAAUUAAAUAAUAAUAUUAAGUUAUAUGAAUGACAAACUUAUUACAAAAUUGUUGGUUAUUAUAUAUUACAUGUGAUGCCCAACUUAUACUACAGUACUACACCCGAGUUUAGUGAAGUGGAGUAACUAUAACUUAGCAAUGUUUGAACUUGAAGUGUUAGGCUAAGUGUAUUUUUGAUUUACAUCUUAGGACCUAAGUACUGUAACUUGGGAUCUGUUAAGGAAAAUGGAAAAAACAGAGGAGGAUUCUAGAAAUGUGUUGACAGACUGCAACAGUGAAGAGAAAUCUGCAGGAGUAACUGCACAAAUCACCGAAAACUCGCUAAACAAAUCGUCAACUGAUAAUGAUGAGAUGGAAAGGCUUUCCCAAGAUUUGUCAAAUGAUAACACAACAGACAAACCAAGCGGUUCCACUCCAGUUACAGUAAUUGAUUCACUUGCUGAUUCUCCUGCAACAUUUAACAUCACCAGUGGAUUUGACAGUGCAGAUAGUAUGAAUGAUGAAGACUUUCUUGAUGCUAAGAAAGGUGUUUUAAGUGCUAUUGGUCUCAUAGAAGAUGGGCUGAAAGAAGACAGUUUAGACGGUAUUGCAGCAGAAAAAAGUAGUAAUAUUUCAAUCUUCAAGGAUAAGUGUGAAACUGCCUCUUUAGAAAAGUCUAAGAUUAAGUCAGGUGAAAAUGAUGUGUCUACCAGGGAGGUUACUAAUAUUUCUAGUUGUCAACCUAAUGAUACUUCACAGGAUUUAAAAAAGUGUGAUAUUUCUGCAGGCUCUCGUGAUCUAAUUUGUAAAGAAGGUAACAGUAAUAGUGGAAUGGAAGAGGAAAAAACCUCCGAGGUAAGUGAAGAAACUAAUCAGGAGACUGUUAUAAAUGAUUGUGAAAAAGAGGAAUCCAUUAAACCAUUAAAUAACAAAAGUAAAGAAGAUGUAUUAGUCGAAAAUAAAAUCUCAAACACUGAAAAUACAAUACAAAAUAGUACUGAUUCUGCAGAUGAUAUUAUUGAGUUGAAUGGUAUUGAAACAUUAUCUAAGGAAAUGUCACAUUUUGUCAAGUCAGAUUGUAAAGUAAAAGAAAUUGGGGGUAAAAGUUCUAAAAAUGAAAAGGUGAUUUCAACAAACUCAAAGGAAAUAUGUUCUAAAAAUCGGGCUGAAGUAAACUCAGUAAGUCAAACUUGUAAAGAAACAGAGCUUGAAAAAUGUUCACCCACAUCAGAUAAUAAGGUUGAAGCUAAUGAUAAAUCAGAUGAUUCCGAUGAUAUUGUUAUGCUGAAAGAAAUUCAGACAAACUCUGCUUCUCGGUCAGAAACUCAAAAAGUUAAAAGUCAAAUCACACCAGAAUCAACUGAGAAUGUUGAGUUAGAUUUGUACGAUGAAGAGAUAUCAGUGUUAAAGUAUAAAGAUGCAAAAGAUGAAACUAAAAUGGUUGGGGAAUUCAAGUUGGACAAUAUGGUACCAAGCUCUGAUGAAGACAGUGAUGUAUCCACCAACAACAGUGAAAAUUGCACCACCACAGUUGAUUCUGAUGUAGAUUCAUCAAAUAUUGCUCCACCGAUACCAGACACGGAAGAAACUAGUGCAGCUGUUAAAUCAGAUGAAGAGAAUAAUGCCGAUGAAAAAGAUGCACAAGAUGACACCAAAGAAUCACAUUGUAGUUCAGAUAGUUUGAAAAAUGAAGGUAUGGAUUUAGAUGAGCUUAGUGCUGAUUCUAUUGUUAAACGUCCAGAAGAAACUACUAAGAUGGACGUAGACCUGACUGAUGACGUCACAGAAAAAGAGAUAGAAAAUGAAACAACCCAAAUGGACAUAGACUUAGAUAACAGUUACGAAAAAGAAGAGGCAUCUCCUGAACCCAACAGUACUGAAUGUUCAGUUGAACAUACUGAUAUUGAGCCUUCUAUAUUGAAUCCUGAUACUGAAAAAAGGGAAAGCUUAGAAACAACAAAACCCGAAACUGACAUCGCUAAGGAUGAGAUUGAAACUAAACAGGAUGAAUCAGAUGUCCCAAUGGAAAGUGAUGAAGUGUUAACAAAUACAAAAAAUGAAGAUUCCAAUGAAACAUGUGCUAGUAAAGAAACAGACUUGGAAGACAUGUUGAAAACAGCUCUACUCAAUAAUGAAAAAUUCAAAGAGGAUUUAAUAACUGAAGAUAGGAACAACAAAGAAACUUCAGAAUGCGCCACUUCAAAUGAUGCGGAAGUGAUUUGUUUAGUCGACGAUGAUGAUGACGUGAAAAAGAAGCCGCCUGCCGCUGUUAACUGCGUGAACCCCAACUGCAUGUCUGGAGAAGAACUGGCACCUCCGGCUUCGAUUGUGCUGUCUUACUUUGGAUUGAAACGAUCAAAGGGACAGAAAGUCUGUGCUGAGUGUUUUGAAGAGGUCAUAGAACACGAUAAGACACUGACUUCCUUCCUUGCGGAACAAAAGCCGUUAUUGUCAGCUGAUUACCCCAGCCACAAAGAUGUAAUUUCGCUAGACUCAGAUGAAGAAGAACUUUCUGAUAAUGAGGGUUACCUGUCGGACGAGACGAUGUCCGUGAUUAGAGACAACUUGGAUGACUUGAUCUCUGAAUCGUUAGCCAAAUAUGACUUUGACUACCAGCUGAGAGAAUCCUGCAAUAUCAUAAACAAAAGACUCGACAAACUAGAGAAGGAAAAUCGAGAGACUGCCAAAAAAUUUGAAACAAUCCAUGACUCAUUGAAUUUGAUCCGUGAUCAGAUAUAUGAAGAGUUCAAGCAAGAGAGAACGGAACUGGAGGAGUUGCAGAUAGUGGACUGUGAGAUACCACCGUUGCCAAUUCGCAAGCCAACAUCACAAAACCAAAUGUACAACAAAGAACUCAGCAGAAUGAGAAGAUCACGAGAUGAAAGGCAAGAGAGAGAAAACAAAGAGAUGGAUGAGCAGUUAGCAGGAGGUUCGAGUAGAGUUGUUGCCACCAAAAAGGUGUCUCGGACUCCUCAACCUCAGCCGUCACUGUCAGAUCAUACAGCGCAAGAUGUAACUUAUGUGAGGUCGGAGGCGAAGUGUGAGCCGCCAUCCAACCUACCUAGCCCGGGUCCUCUAGUGAGACCCAAACUGCGGGUCGGUGACUUGGCCUACACCAUGAAGGUCAGCUACUUCAGCAUCUGGGUUCACUGUCGCAUACUAGAGGUCAUCCCCAGGAACCCAACUGAGAACGAUCCAUCAACAGAGACCUACCGCGUAAGAAUAGAGAAUGUGAAGAAGAAUUCAGUGCGUACAGUGACGGGCAAGUACUUGGCGUAUCCGACCCCUGCGCGAGUACAGCUCAGAGUGGGUGUGCGAGUCAUCGCUAUAUUCAAAGAGGAAGAAGACUCAGUCACCAAAGACAACUACUACGUUGGUGUCAUCGCCGAACCUCCCAAAAGCAUGAACAAGUAUAGAUACCUGGUGUUCUUUGAUGACGGCUACACUCAGUACUGUCCACAUGAGAACAUCCUGGUAGUGUGUGCCACAAGUAAGAACGUCUGGGAGGACAUCCACCCGGAGCCGAGAGAGUUUAUCCGUAACUACUUACAACAGUAUCCGGAGAGACCUAUGGUCAAGCUGUCUCAGGGACAGAUUGUCAAAGUCGAGUGGAAUGGUCGCUGGUGGAUUGUGAGGGUUCUAGAGGUGGACGGGUCGCUAGUCAAAGUCCACUUUGAUGCGGACAGACGUACAGAGUGGAUCUACCGUGGGUCUACCAGGCUAGGACCCAUGUACCAGGAACUGGCGGCCGCCAAGGAACGUCAACAUGGUCAACAUGGUACUCUGCUCAGGUCCAGGGGCUUUGGUGGCGGAUCUCAUCAUAAGAGUGAUAUGCCGUAUGUUGAAUAUACUCGAGGGGAUGGGGAAGGUGACAAUGAGAAUAAGUCAGAAGAGAAGGAAAAGACUGAAGAAACAGCAGUAGAACAACCGGCCCCAGCCCCGAGGUCUGUAGCCAGGAAGAGUACAGCCAAGAAGCCAGCCUCUCCCACACCUGUGAUAUCAAACAACACGUACUGCAAACCUCUCAUCAGUUACCUACCUGAGGGCAGAGUCAGGCAACGCAAGUUGAGGCCCAGAUGUCGCCCUCUGCAGUUCCGGCCACACAAGUGUAAUGAAGCUUGUAUCAAGUGGACCGGAUAUUCUCCGACAGCCGCCAAGAAGUACGACCCCCUCGUCAAACCUCUUAUAUUCGGUUUUGAAAGGCUGAUUGCCAAUUUCAAAGGCAAGUCUGCUGUGCAUUAUCGGGCACCGUGUGGUCGCAUGCUGCGUAGUUCUCAGGAGAUGUUGACCUACCUGACUCGUUCAAAGAGCAACCUGACCAUUGAUCUUUUCGACUUCGACUUCUGGGUCAAUCCUCUAGCCGAGUUUGAAGAGGGAAACACCUUUGGAAAGAUUGAGGACUUGUCGUAUGGGAAGGAGAAUGUCCGCAUCUCCUGUGUCAAUGAGCUGGACCACAGCAUGCCUCAGUAUGUACAGUACCUGACUGCCAGGGAGCCUGCUAAGGACGUCAAUCUCAACCUGGACCCAGAGUUCCUGGUCGGUUGUGACUGUACGGACAAUUGUGAGGAUCGUACCAAGUGCAGCUGCUGGAAGUUGACGCUGCAGGGUAAAGCUUACCAGCCAGACGGGGACUUGGACCCUCUGUUCGGUUACCAAUAUAGACGUCUUCCCGAGAGGAUAGCUACUGGUAUCUACGAGUGCAACUCUAGAUGCAAGUGCAAAAGCACAUGUCAGAACCGGGUGGCACAACAGCCGUUGUCGUGCAGACUACAACUGUUCAAGACGCUCAAGAAAGGCUGGGGCAUCCGAUGUCUCCACGACAUUCCCCGCGGUGCCUUUAUCUGCAUCUACGCCGGCUUUCUACUCACAGAACAAGAGGCCAAUGAGGGAGGCAAGACAUAUGGUGACGAGUACCUUGCUGAACUGGACUACAUUGAAUCUGUAGAAAACCUCAAGGAAGGAUACGAGUCGGAGGCUAAGGAACCAUCCGACUUUGAAGAUGAUAACAUAUCACAGAAGGACACCAUGGACAUAGAGUAUGAACACAGCGAGGACUCGGCGGACGCAUUCAUAGAGCAGCCCAGGAGACAGACGGCAGAUAUCAAAUUACGGUUAAGGCGACGUACAAUGGAUGAAGCUGAAAAAGAAUCUCGGAAAUCCAGAGCAGACGACGAUGCUAUUUCCAUCAGCGAUGAUGAACUUGACUCAGGACAAUGUGGAGGAUGCCGAGAGAACAUUGACAGUGUUAGAGAUUCCCUUCGCUGUCAAGGGUGCAUGAAGUCAUACCACUUUAAAUGCACUCCGUUAAAAACUAGCGCUAACGUCGAUAAGUUAGGCUCCAACAAAAGUUCUUGGGUUUGCCCCAGGUGUGACGCUCUCGUUCGCAAACCCCAAACUUUUGAUGCCAACAUCACCGUUAACCAGGGAGACGACGAGGAAGUCAAGUAUCCCUCGGUGCGUGAGCUUUACGGCCCUGAUGAGAAUGUUUAUAUCAUGGACGCCAAAACUCACGGAAACAUCGGGAGGUACUUAAAUCACUCGUGCAGCCCCAACGUUUUUGUUCAGAAUGUGUUCGUAGACACUCACGAUCUCAGGUUCCCGUGGGUGGCGUUCUUUGCUAACCAGUAUAUCGCAGCUGGUACAGAGCUCACCUGGGACUACAACUACGACGUGGGCAGUGUGCCUGGCAAGGUUAUGCUGUGCUACUGCGGCAGUAACCAUUGCCGAGGUCGUUUGCUGUAAACGCUGCCGCCAAGUUCAACUGCUCAAGUUUCACUUUCUUCAAAAACAGUGACAUGUUUUUUCCCCCCAAAGUGUAUAAGAACUACAAUUUUCAUCGUAGUUUGUCAACACUUCAACAUUCAAUCCCCGGAAUAAGUUCUCAUAAACAGUAUUAUCAUUUUCUGUAACAUUACACACAGUGACUGUUUGUAUACGGAUUAUGUAUUUAAUAAACUAUGACAAAAGGAUAUAUUUUAUAUUACAGUGUUUUACUCAGGGUUAAUAAAAAGUAUAGUAAAUUGUUAGUUUAUAAAAAUAAUAGUACGUUAAUAAAAUAGUAGUAAAUUGUUAGUCUAAGUAAUUAGGUUUGUUGGUUGAAUUUAACUUAAAAAUUAGUGAGGCACAAAAUUAAUUCAGCAAUUUAAUUAAUUGAACAUCUGUGAUCAUUGGGACACAUUAUUAUCAACAUAUCCUACAAUCAUGGCAAAUUAUUUAUUAAAAGGAAAAGGUUUUCAACAUUUGUCAAGUUGUUUUUGUACAAAACGCUGCUGGCCUGGUGAAUAUAGCACUGGUUAAUAGCCUUCUGAGGAAACCCUAGUGUCUUUUCUUUAGUUCCCAAAAGUGUUUUGUAUGAAUUGAAUGUUUUACCAACCCCUUUACAUAAACGUCUGCCUGCUUUUUUUCUUGUCUCUACGCCAAUGGAAUUUUUAUAUCUAGGUCAGUUCAAACCUUUUAAGAGGAAACGGUCCAAAGCCAAAGUUUUGUGGAUUUACCGGGAAUUUAACCUGUCCCUCCACUCCCACACCGAAGUCGGAGGUAACACACUAGGCUAGCAACACACCCUUUUCUACAAACAGACUAGAAACUAGUUUCUUGCAUUCUAAAAGUGGCAAAACAUUUGUACUGUAACUGUAAAAGUUGUGUUUAUUAUCUUUAUCAAAAACCGUAUGAAACCAGUGAUACAGUAAAUCCUACUACAGAACAUGUAUUGAAACCUGUACACAACCUAUACCUGAGCUUACAAUGUACAUGUUAUAGAAACAAUUUUGUACCUGAUGAAGAUUGAUUCAGUUAGUUAUUUCUUCGACCCAGCUACACAUUUUAUUUGGGACCCAUUGUCUUGUAAAGACGGAAUAAGUUUUUGUAGAUUUUGAGUAAUAUUUUUUUUAUAUGAUUCCUCUGAGCAGAAUAAUAUAAUAGAAGUGUAUAAAGUAAAAACGUGAGAACUAUUUGUAAAUAGUCUUUUGAUCUCCCCUCACGUGUUGAGGAAUCUACAUUUGUUUAUACUUAGUUUUGAUAUUUGGUACAUACCAGUGUUGAAAUGUAUGUUUACUUGUCUGUUUUUAUACGUCUAAGUUAAAUAAA